AUGGAGCAACAAAUUGAUUAUUCAACUAGUUGGAACCCAUUCACUGUUAAUCGAUGGGAUUUACUAACUCAGAUUAAUUUGCUAGCUAUCAACAAUGGCAAGCUUGCCAACUCAACUCAAACAAUUCAGCGAUUUACAUCGCCAUCUUCGCCAUCACUGUGGAAGGUGUUGAGUUGCUUUUCCAAACAUGAAUCAUGGGGCCCGUUGUCUGAUAAAUACAAUGAUUUCACACCUUGUUUUCUUCAGGGAACACUAUUUGGCAUAUCUUCAUUACUCAUGAUAUUUGUUGGAUCAUAUCAGUUGGUGUACUUGAGAAACAAAAGAAUGAAAGUAGCUAAUCGAAUCGAUUGGAGCUUCUAUGUCAAAUUAUUACUUGUGGCGAUUCAAUUGGUUUUCCAAAUUGCAUUAUCAGUCACAUAUCCAUUGAACCAAGGAGGUAUAAUUGAAACUUCGUUAGUAUUAAAUAUCAUUGCUACCGUCAUUGCUUUAGCUAUUCAUUAUUUAGAGCAAUUUAAAUCAACAGUACCUAAUGGAGUCUUGUUAUUUUAUUGGUUAUUCCAAAUCAUUUUAAACCUAGGGAGAAUUGUUAAUUUACAAUUACGCCAUCAAUUUGACCUGCAUUUCGCUAUAUUGGUGGUUUUAAGUACAAUUAAUGCAUUUGGAAUAUUGAUGAUUGAGACUGUUUUUCCCAUGAAGCCCAUCAAUUAUUUACAAAGAGCUAAAUAUGUAUCACCUUAUGAUCAAGCCAAUGUAUUCUCAAGAAUUACGUUUGAUUGGAUUGGUGGAUUGAUGAAACGUGGGUAUAUACAAUUCCUCACUCAAAAGGAUUUACCACCAUUGCCAAAGUCAUUGAAAGCAACCACUACAACUAAUGAGUUUGAUUAUUAUUGGAAUAAACAACCAGCAGGGAAAAAAUCAUUGUUUUGGGCAAUUUCGAAAGCUUUUGGUGGACAGUUUUUAUUGGGAGGUGUGUUUAAGGCAGCUCAGGAUUGUUUGGCAUUUAUUCAACCUCAAUUGUUGCGUUUAUUGAUCAAAUUUGUUAAUGAUUACUCCAAGUCAAUGAAAAAGGGACAGCCAUUACCCUUGACUAGGGGCUUGUUAAUUGCAGUUUCCAUGUUUGUUGUUUCAAUUGUCCAAACUGCUUGCUUGCAUCAAUAUUUCCAAAGAGCAUUUGAUUUCGGAAUGAAGAUUAAAAACUCAUUAACUUCAACAGUUUAUGAUAAAUCGCUUGUAUUAUCAAAUGAAUCAAAACAAGAAUCUUCCACUGGUGAUAUUGUAAACUUGAUGUCGGUUGAUGUACAAAGAUUACAAGAUUUGCUGCAAAAUUUACAAAUUGUCUGGUCAGGUCCUUUCCAGAUAAUUAUUUGUUUGUAUUCAUUACAUGGAUUAAUUGGUAACUCGAUGUGGGCUGGUGUUGCAAUUAUGGUGAUCAUGAUUCCGUUAAAUGCUGCAAUUGCAAGAAAACAGAAGCAGUUACAAAAAUCGCAAAUGAAGUAUAAGGAUAAACGGUCGAGGUUGAUAAAUGAGAUUUUAAACAAUAUCAAAAGUUUAAAAUUGUAUGGAUGGGAAAUUCCAUAUUUGGAUAGAUUAAAUUAUGUGCGUAAUGAUUUGGAAUUGAAGAAUUUGAAAAGAAUGGGAAUCUUUAUGGCCACGGCUAAUUUCACUUGGAAUUUAGCUCCAUUUUUGGUCAGUUGCUCAACAUUUGGUGUGUUUGUAUUAACACAAAAGAAGAGUUUAUCAACUGAUUUGGUGUUCCCGGCAUUGUCAUUGUUUAAUCUUUUAUCAUUCCCAUUAGCUGUCGUCCCCAUGGUGAUUACAAACAUUGUAGAAGCGCAAGUGGCAAUUGGGAGAUUGACAAAAUAUUUGACCAGUUCAGAGUUGCAAGAUAAUGCCGUAGUGAAAUUACCGCCAGCUACCGAAAUGGGCCAAGUUGCCGUAUCAAUUGAAAAUGGAACGUUUUUAUGGUCGAAAGCCAAAGGUGAACAAAAUUAUAAGGUUGCCUUGUCUAAUAUUAACUUGACUGCUAAAAAGGGACAAUUGGAUUGCAUUGUAGGCAAAGUUGGAUCUGGUAAAUCAUCAAUCAUACAAGCUAUUUUGGGUGAUUUAUAUAAAUUGGAUGGUGAGGUUGCACUUCAUGGAAAAGUGGCUUAUGUUCCACAAGUCCCCUGGAUUAUGAAUGGUACAGUCAAGGAUAAUAUCUUGUUUGGACACGUAUACGAUGCUGAGUUUUAUAAUCAAGUGUUGAAAGCUUGUGCAUUGACUGUUGAUUUGGCCAUUUUACCUAAAGGUGACAAGACUGAAGUUGGAGAAAAGGGUAUUUCAUUAUCUGGUGGUCAAAAGGCAAGGUUAUCAUUAGCUAGAGCUGUUUAUGCUCGUGCUGAUGUCUACUUGUUGGACGAUCCAUUGAGUGCAGUUGAUGAACAUGUGGGAAAACAUUUGGUUGAUCAUGUAUUAGGACCAAUGGGUUUACUAAGAAGUAAAUGUAAAGUCCUUGCUACUAAUAAUAUUAAAGUGUUGAGUAUUGCUGACCAUUUACAUAUGGUCAGUGCUGGAAGAUUGAUUGAACAGGGUACUUAUGAUGAUAUCAUGAAACAAGAUAAUUCGAAAUUGAAGUUAUUGAUUGAUGAGUUUGGCAAAAAGAAGGAAGAGUCACCAACGCCAACUCCAUCGACUAGAAAAAAUGUUGAAGGUGCAAGCAAACUGAAACCUGAUGAUGGAAAAGAUUAUGAAGUAAAAGAUGAUGUUAAUUUGGAGGAUUUGGAAUCGGAUUAUGAUAUGGAUAUCAUUAGUUUGAGACGUGCUUCGGAACAACCUUUGGUCCCUGAUGAUGAACGCGAUGAUGAAGAGUACCUUGAAGAAGUGGAAGAAGAGGAGGAAGAUGAAGACACAAAGGCUAGGAAGGAACACAUUGAGCAAGGGAAGGUGAAAUGGGAAGUGUAUACUGAAUACGCCAAAGCUUGUGGUCCGGUCAAUGUUAUUAUCUUUUUGGGAUGUAUUAUCAUAUCGUACUUGGUCAAUGUUAGUUCUACGUUUUGGUUAGAACAUUGGUCUGAGAUUAACACGAGGUAUGGAUACAACCCCAAUGUCAUCAAGUAUCUUGGUGUUUAUUUCCUUUUAGGUAUUGGUUACUCGACAAGUUCAUUGAUUCAAAAUAUUUCCCUUUGGAUCUUGUGUACUAUCCAAGGAUCCAAAAAAUUACAUAAUGUAAUGGCAGUUAGUGUCAUGCGAGCACCAAUGACGUUUUUCGAAACUACACCUAUUGGAAGAAUAUUGAAUCGAUUUUCAAAUGAUAUUUACAAGAUUGAUGAAGUUAUUGGAAGAGUAUUUAAUAUGUUUUUCAGUAACACCGUGAGAGUAUUUAUUACAAUUGUUGUGAUUUCGUUUUCAACUUGGCAAUUUGUGUUUUUGAUCUUGCCAUUGGGUGUAUUGUAUGUGUACUAUCAACAAUACUAUUUAAGAACUUCGAGAGAAUUGAGAAGAUUGGAUUCGGUCUCCAGGUCGCCGAUCUAUGCCAAUUUCCAAGAAUCCUUGGUUGGUGUGUCGACAAUUAGAGCAUACGGAAAAGAAGAUAGGUUUAAGUUUUUAAAUCAACAUCGUGUUGAUGAAAAUAUGAAAGCUUAUAACCCAGCAAUCAAUGCUAAUAGAUGGUUAGCUGUGAGAUUGGAGUUUUUAGGGUCGGUUAUCAUUCUUGGAGCUGCUGGGUUAUCCAUCCUCACAUUAUCUUCAGGGCAUCUUACAGCAGGUCUUGUUGGUUUAUCGGUUUCUUAUGCUCUACAAAUUACUCAAUCGUUGAAUUGGAUAGUGAGAAUGACGGUUGAAGUAGAGACAAAUAUUGUUGCUGUAGAAAGAUGUUUAGAGUACUCGAGAUUGAAGAGUGAAGCACCGGAAAUUAUUCCUGAUCACCGCCCACCUCAAUCUUGGCCCCAAGAUGGUGAGAUAAAAUUUGAACAUUAUUCAACCAAAUAUAGACCUGAGUUGGAUUUAGUAUUGAAAGAUAUAAAUAUUGAUAUCAAACCAAGAGAAAAAAUUGGUAUUGUUGGCAGAACAGGGGCUGGCAAAUCAUCAAUUACAUUGGCAUUGUUUAGAAUCAUUGAAGCAUUUCAAGGCGAUAUCAAUAUCGAUGGAAUCAAGACUGAUACUAUCGGAUUAUAUGAUUUGAGACACAAGUUAUCCAUUAUCCCUCAAGAUUCACAAGUGUUUGAAGGUACAAUCAGAUCAAAUCUUGAUCCAAAUGAUGAAUAUUCCGAUGAUCAAAUAUGGAGAGCCUUGGAGUUAUCCCAUUUGAAAGAACAUGUUGAAAAAAUGUAUGCUGAACGCGAUGUUGAAGAACCCAGUAAUGAUGAUGCAUCUAAUCAACCGCGUGAUGUUGUCCAUGAAGCUGAAAAGGAUAGAGUUGAAACACCAUUAGAUGUAAAGAUCACCGAAGGAGGUACCAAUUUAUCCAUUGGACAACGUCAAUUAAUGUGUCUUGGCCGAGUAUUGCUUAAAUUAAACUAUUCAAACAUUUUGGUUCUUGAUGAAGCUACGGCGGCUGUUGAUGUUGAAACUGAUCAAAUUUUACAACAAACAAUACGUACCGAAUUCAAAGAUAAGACAAUUAUCACCAUUGCUCAUCGAUUAAAUACCAUCCUUGAUUCGGACCGAAUUUUGGUUUUGGAAAAGGGACAAGUUGCUGAAUUUGAUAAGCCUAAGGAGUUGUUGAAGAACAAGGAUUCAUUGUUUUAUUCCUUGUGUAAACAAGGUGGAUUUAUUGAAGAUGAAUAG
Molecule: messenger RNA, 4764 nt
Organism: Lodderomyces orthopsilosis Co 90-125
Lineage: Eukaryota; Fungi; Ascomycota; Pichiomycetes; Serinales; Debaryomycetaceae
Gene: YCF1
Product: ATP-binding cassette glutathione S-conjugate transporter
Exons: 1
Coding region: 1-4764 (1587 amino acids)
Biological process (GO): transmembrane transport
Cellular component (GO): membrane
Molecular function (GO): ATP hydrolysis activity; bilirubin transmembrane transporter activity; ABC-type transporter activity
Source: RefSeq, a predicted model, not a curated record